GCGCCCACACCCACUCCCACACACACACACACACACUCCUUUCCCCACUGCGUAACAAAACAACACUCUUCUCUCUCUCUCUCUCUCAAUCCUAAAACCCUCUGCUGAGGAAAACCCAACCCGUAAUCAAAUCAAAUCGUCGCCUUUCACCUCCUUCACUUUCUCUCUCUUUCUAUAGAGUUUUUAAGUUCACAUAGGAUUUUUACGCUUUUUUACGUUUUUCACGCUUCACCUUAUCUACCACGAAAGUUUCAUGUUUCGACUUGCACGACUCAAUCGACGGAACACGUUUUCCUCGAUAAAUCUUUUUUUUUCCUCUUUUUCUUUGUCGUUUAGGUUUUGGUAAUUUAUUGUUAGGGUUUUUAUGCGGCGGCGGAGGCGGGGUUUGUUAAAGGUUUAUUAGGAAACUAUGGCCGCGUCGGCGGCGGCUUCGACGGCGUCGCUGGCGAAAUUUUGCUUCAAUUCCAACUGCAAGGAAACUCUAGAGAGGCCGAGGAAAGGUUGGCGUCGCCGGACCGGCGAGUUUGCUGACCUUUGUGAUCGUUGCGCUUCUGCUUAUGAGGAUGGAAAAUUCUGUGAAUCUUUUCAUCUUGAUGCUUCUGGUUGGAGAUGUUGUGAAUCUUGUGGGAAGCAAAUACAUUGUGGAUGUAUUGUCUCUUUCCAUAUGUUUGUCCUACUGGAUGCUGGUGGAAUUGAGUGUAUAACCUGUGCGCGGAAAAGUUUCAUCUUGACGCCAAAUCCAGCUUGGCCUCCGCCUUCAUUGUUCCUUCCUUUACAGCCUGAAAGAAUUAAAGAUAUAUCUGUCAAAAAUUGGAGUCCGAUAGCCGGUUCAGGUCCAGUGCCUUGGCGUCAAGCUCCUAGUUUGUUCAAUGGUUCUGCUAUCCAAUCUGAGUUGCAGCCAAGGGUUCCCACACCAAUUGAAUUUGAUGUAUCAGGUGGGGUUGAUAGGCUCCAGCUUAAUGAAAGAUUAUCUUCCUCUUUGGAGAAGAAAAAAAAGGAGGAAUCUUUUGAAAGGUUCAUGAAUGGGAGCCUGAGGAUUUGUUCUUCAGAAUUUGGGAGUGGCACUUCUGGAGCCAUGGGUAAGGAGCAAUCUUUUCCCUUUUCGAAUGCUUCCCCUCAAACUGGGUACCCAUCAACUUCAGAUUUCAGUGUAGCUACAGCUCCUGCAUUGGAAAAUGGAAGCAACAAUCAUACUAAGGUAUCUGGCACUCUUAUUCAACAGACAACCCAGCCAACACCAUCUGAGAAACGACCUUGUGGUCACAACCCAGCAGAUUCGUCUGAGGGUCAACCACGCAAUGGACGGGCCAGACCAGAGGUACGAGCACGGAGUCAAUUGCUUCCUCGUUAUUGGCCCCGAAUAACUGACCAGGAGUUGCAGCAGAUAUCUGGAGAUUCAAACUCGGUAAUUACACCUUUGUUUGAGAAGAUGCUAAGUGCAAGUGAUGCUGGCCGGAUAGGGCGCUUAGUGCUUCCCAAAAAAUGUGCAGAGGCCUAUUUUCCACCAAUUUCUCAGCCAGAGGGAUUGCCACUGAAAGUACAAGAUUUGAAAGGGAAGGAAUGGGUUUUCCAGUUUCGGUUUUGGCCAAAUAACAAUAGCAGAAUGUAUGUUCUAGAAGGGAUAACUCCUUGUAUACAGUCUAUGCAAUUGCAAGCUGGUGAUGUAGUAACAUUCAGCAGAAUAGAGCCAGAAGGAAAGUUGGUCAUGGGUUGCAGAAAGGCUUCAUGUGCUCCAUCAGAUCAGGGAAAUGAAGCUUCUAAUGCUGGGCAAGGAUAUUCUUCAAACGGGGAUGUUGCGCCUAAGAGUAACAAAGCUGGUGAAAUAACAAAACCUGGUGAACUAGUAUCAACUAAUUCUCGUAUGAAAGGCUACUCAGCAUCAUCCAGUUGUCCAUCACUAAAUCGUGCUGCAGCAAAGUCGGGAAGUACUUGGCCAGAACUUGAUAAACGAGUGCAUGUAGCCAAAGUAGUUGAAGCCAAGCCUGCAGUCCGUAGUAAGCGAAAAAAUAGCACUUUGGGUUUAAAAAGUAAACGCCUUAGGAUUGAAAAUGAGGACAUGUUAGAGCUGAAAGUCACCUGGGAACAAGUUCAAGGAUUGCUCCGCCCACCUCCUAAUAAGGCUCCUAGCGUCUUUGUUAUAGAAGGUUGUGAAAUUGAAGAGUAUGAGCAGGACGCACCAGUUAUUGGAAGACCUACUAUUCCUGGUACUGAUCAUCAAGGCAAAAAGAUUCAGUGGGCUCAGUGUGAAGAAUGUUCUAAGUGGCGCAAAAUACCAGCUGAUGCUCUUCUUCCAUCAAAGUGGACAUGUUCUCAGAACUUGUGGGACCCUGAGAGAUCUCUCUGUUCAACGGUUCAAGAAUUAUCCAUGGAGAAGCUUCAGGACCUAUUACCUGCUAUUAGCAAAACUGCUUCUAAGAAGAUAAGGGCUCCUAAGCAGGAUCCUGACUCAGUUGAGGCUUUGGAAGGGCUUGAUGCACUUGCCAAUCUAGCCAUACAGGAAAAAUCAGGGUCCUUUCAGGCAUCCCAGGCAACAACAAAGCACCCGCGCCAUAAGGCUGGUUGUUCGUGCAUUGUUUGCAUUCAACCGCCAAGUGGAAAAGGACCCAAACAUAAGCAACCAUGUGACUGCAUUGUCUGCAAAUCCUUGAAGCGUCGUCAUAAAACCAUGAUGUUGAAAAAGGAGAAAAAUUUAACAGAGAAAAUUCCAGAAACGAGUGACCAAAUGCUUAACAUGCAAGAGUUGCCUGAACAAGUGCCUAAUGGCCUUGUGAACAAAAGUCCAAAGGAGGAAGUGGUAAGUGAUGAGGGUUGUAUUGACAACCCUGAUGAGAUGUGUUCUGCAUUGCCAUUUAAAGGUCAAAUAGACCUCAAUAUACAGCCAGAAAAGGAGGAAGAGUUGUCGCCUAGUUUUUGUUCUGGUAACAUCCCAAGAUCGAUGCUGGAGACUCGGGAGCGGCAUAACAGGCAGCAGAGGUUAUCAGCUUCUAGUGGUAGAGGAAGUUUAGUUGGCAAUCAGACAUAGCAGGAUGCAGCUGGACGGACAAAUUUCAGUAAUAUUGCUCUUCAUAGCAGUUACAAGAGAACUGAGUGUGACCUGCGUUGGUCUUCAUUGAAAGAGACAGUGGCAUCGUUGUCACCAGCCUGAUGAAGUGUCUUUCCUGCUGCCAUAUAGGGGAGUACCUGAACUACUUUUUUGGUGGAAGAGGCAGGUCUAACUUAGUGUACAUUCAUCUGCUUUUGGAAUUACAUAUUUGUAUAUAAACUGGUAGGAUGUAGUUCUAUCGCUGCAAAAACAAGUGGUACAUUUUUCAGGUAACUAUCUGGAUAUCGUGGCCUUCCUUUGCUCGUCUUUGCUCGGUAUGCACUUGGAGAGGCUGUGGUUGAAGCUGCUCCUUAUGUGGUUAGGAGCUUGCUUUACCGCCCUUAAUGUGAGAACAUACUGCCAGUGUAAUUAAAGCAUGAUUUUUUUUUUUUAAUUGAGUACAGAGCAAUUGCGUUGUUUA
Molecule: messenger RNA, 3503 nt
Organism: Coffea eugenioides
Lineage: Eukaryota; Viridiplantae; Streptophyta; Magnoliopsida; Gentianales; Rubiaceae
Product: B3 domain-containing protein Os07g0563300
Exons: 13
Coding region: 410-3022 (870 amino acids)
Molecular function (GO): zinc ion binding; DNA binding
Source: RefSeq, a predicted model, not a curated record